This is a messenger RNA of Porites evermanni, 5105 nucleotides long. NCBI's taxonomy places the organism in Eukaryota, Metazoa, Cnidaria, Anthozoa, Scleractinia, Poritidae. The record is from the annotation of a GenBank genome assembly.
AUGAAAAACCAAGGAAUAACUCCGAAUGCUGUCACAUAUGGCUAUUACAAUCGGGUAAGUACUCUUUGUUGUUAUAACAUUCGUUUUAAGCGUUUCAAGGACGAGAACUCUUUCAAAGAGCUCUGCUUCCAAUUUUCGAAGUAUUCUCUGUACUUUCCAAGCGAGCGACGAAGUCGUAGUGUGCCUUUUCCCUUGAAUAGAGGUGUCGCAUCAAUAGAGGUAACAGAUACUAAGUGUAAGUGAACAUUUUUCCAGGACCAAAAUUUGUGUCCUCUGAAUGGAGGUGUCCCAAAGGAGAGGUUCCACUGUAGUUUUCGUUCAGUAGAUUUACAGUCUGAAGUUGUUAAAAUGUUGGUAUGCCAUUCACACGUUAUGAUGUAGUUCUGCCCAAUAUUUUCUCGCAGCGCUUCACCUACAAUUUGGAACCUCUAGUUUAAUAAUUAUUUUGUUUCAUCUUCGCUGUGGUUCAUUUUAAGUAAUUUGUUGGACUGGUGGCAAAACAGUGAUUAGUUUUAUUCUGUUUGUAGGCUGUAAUGGAAGGGAAGUGGCCAUCGAAAACGACAAGCUCGCAUAUGUGGAAUAAGCUGAGAAAUUUUUUUGCUGCUGUGUAUGAACUUCAAAGACUGGGAAAACUAAGAAGCAAGGCAGGUAAACGAUCAGUGGAAGGUGUCAGUACUGAAGUUUGAUUUAACACUCCCCUAGCAACGAGAGCAAGUUUACUCACCCCUCACUACUUUCUUCAAGCUAUCUUGGAUCAGGUUUUCCGUUUGGGGGAAGGGAGCUAAAUAUCCCGAGGAGACAGCGAGGGAAAAAUUGGAAGAGGGGAAGUGGGGGAACAGGCCGCCAUUUCCCCAUCUUUAGCUAGUCCUCGCUCGACUCUCUUCGCUUGUUGAUUUUUUUUCCUUUUUCCACACCAAGGAUCUGGUCGGUCCAAGGCUACCUUUCUCUCACUUGCCAACUUUUCUCACCCCUCCCCCUCAUCAUACUGUCUUGCUCCUUCCCAUCAGCAUCCUCAUCAGUCUGUCUUCCUCCUCCCUACACACGUCAUGUUUACAAUAACUACAGGUGGAACGGAUCGGUGUGUGAUUGCAGCUCUUGUCUCGUGUUUUCUUUUUUGCUGUCUUCCCCCUUCUCUCCUCUUUUCUGAUUGCUCCUGAAGACUCUAGACUCCCGUGCCAACCGUCUGUAUCCACCGAUAUGCCGAAAUGAUAGCCCAUAUAAAAAAACAUGUACCCGUAUAAACAGUCCAAUAAAUUAAAUAUAGUCUGCAAUCUCGCGUUGUUCUUUCGUUUUUUAUUUGUUUGUUUGUUUGUUUAUGUUGUCAUGUUAUUGAUUCAAAUCACGCUUUUCCUAGAUUCCUUAUCGCCAACAGGAUCAAGUAAUGAUCUUGAUGUUACAGACUCACCAAGGAGAGGAAUGUCCCUUCGGAAACCUGACCGAUCACGCACUCCAUCACGCGAGCGUGAGAAAGCCUUGUCACGCGAACGCUUGCUUGAUCUCGGUGAAUCAAAUGGAACUGAAGGGAGACGCACUCCUGAUAGAGAAAUCAAAUCACGAAGAGAAAGAACGAUCAGCGAAAUGUCUUCGGCGUCUGAAGCCGCGGAUAUGCUCGACGUUUCCUUAACGUCGAUCGAUGGCACAGCUUUUUCGCAGAAGAGGCGGUCAAAUUACGGUAGAACAAUGAGCGAAACGUCGGUUCUGUCCGCCGCUCAUUCGCAGCUUUUUAUCAGCGCAAGUAGCGAGGACUCGGAUCCGUAUGAAUAUACAACCAAGAUGUUAGAUGAAGUGAUAUUUGGACUCCCGCUGGGCCUACAGCCCGACACCGCGCUUGAAGCAGUGAUAUGCUCUUGUAACCAGUGUGUUAAAUGCAGUAGAUACUUGUAUGAUGAAGAGAUAUUGGCAGGUUGGACGGCAGACGACUCCACUUUUACUACAACGUGAGUGCUUUUUGAAUCCGCCCAAGUUCCCCGCAUUCCAGAAUCUAUAUGGGGAAUGGGUACAAGCUUUGGGCACAACGAUUUCUAGGAUCAUAUGGUUGCCUUGAAUACCAUCAACCAAUCAUAACUAACGCUUGUGCACCCAAACAAUCCCAGAAAUCACUGCGCCCUAAACUUGUACCCAUUUUCCCUAGAGGUUUCGGAGUGGGGAAUAUGAUUCGUAAUAAGUAACGAGUUCUUAGAGUCAUGUGAGUUGGAGGCUGAGUAACCCGCAGUGAUGAAUUUCUGAGAACGUGUACUAGAUUUUAGUUUCUUUACAUAUAUUUAUUUAUUUUCGUUUAUUGUCAACGCCCCCUUCCUGUCUCCUGAAGCGUUUGUAGUAUUAGAAAAGCCGUCAAAGAUACUGUGAGGUUUUAGCUGGAGGGGACGUGAUGCUGAACUUUGUUUAGUAUUCGGCCGUCAUGACGUCGAACCAUAGUUAGACUACAAUGGCUGAUUUUCCAACAGAAUGGGAACGUCAAUUGACGACGGCGCGUGCAAACCAAACAAUUGGCAUGACUAAUGACAGAACGGCAAAUUGCGCACCGGAGGUCACGUUCAGUCCUUUCCGCGCGCUUUCCCGUCGUCAGUGGACGUUCCUGUUCGGUUGCUUAACUCUUUUGUACUCAGUUGAAGGUGCUAUGACUCAGAUUAAAACUUUUUCGAACAUGUAUUUUUUUCCUUUUCUCCUACAAAAAGAUUAUAUAAAGGUAGGUUACUCACCAAAAUUUCAGCUUCUAAAGAGCUUUCCAACCCCAUGAAAUUCUCGUCUAAAGUAGCUCGAAAUUCGAGACUGAAUCGGGGGCCGCCAUCUUGGAGAACUCCUAACAGCCUGUUGACGAGUACGUGACAUCAGUGCGCUCAACCUGAGUUUGGCAGACAGAAUAAAUCUCUCAAAAUUUCUUUUUUCUUCGUUUCGGAUUGUGUUUUUGUGGCCAUGGUUUCUUGUGCAGCUCCGAAACGAAGAAACAAGACGUUUUGAGUGAUUAAACAAACUUAGGUUGAACGCAUUGACGUCACACACUUGUCACCAGGCUGCCAAGAAUUCUCCAAGAUGGCGGCUCUCAGAUCUCAAAUUUCAGGCUACUUAAGACGAGAAUUUCAUAGGGUUGGAAAGCUCCUUGGAAGUCGAAAUUUCGGUGAGAAACCCACCUUUGUAUAAUCUUUUUUUUUGGCCAAAAGAAAAAAAUCCUACCACCUUGGAAUGAACUUCUCCUUUUAUAAACGUUGACUUGUUUUGUAUUUCUCGUUUUCUUGGUUCUUUCUUUCAGUUGUCCUUACUGCCAAACUCAGCAGGUAGCAAGUCUCAAUAUUAAAAUCAAGGUAAGCUUUUGUAAACAAAUGGUAUUGUGCUUGGUAAAAGACAUCAACAGCGGCCAUUAAACGCAGUGCUCGGAAAAAAUCCAGGCCGGUAAUCUGGAAAGGUAGAUUUUGUUGCCGGUGCGGUAACUUACUUGUCCAAUGGAUGAGGGUCCAGGCAAGUCAACCUCUAACAAAAUCAUUAACUAAGUCCAGCACGAAGUGGCUGCGGGUGAGGGAAAUGUAAGAGCUGUUUGCCCAAAGGUACAGACUGGAAAUCAAGUUAUUUUCGAGCCCUGUAAACGCCGAUAUUGCAAUUUGUUUUUAUCACACUCCUCUUGUAUCACAGUUUUCAUUUAUGUAAAUUUGCCAUUUGUGUCUUCUGCUGCGGUAAUCUGAAUCUUCUGAAACGUUUGUAGGGGAGGAGUUUACGUAUAGAAUGCAACAACUUUGUUUUCGAACUCGUUGAAAGAAAAUGAAUCCAUGACGACAAUUUCAUUUCCUUAAUCUGAACUUUUUUUGUUGCCUUGUGCGAAGUAUAACCAAAGUUAGUGCUCUAACAACUUNGCUCUCAGAUCUCAAAUUUCAGGCUACUUAAGACGAGAAUUUCAUAGGGUUGGAAAGCUCCUUGGAAGUCGAAAUUUCGGUGAGAAACCCACCUUUGUAUAAUCUUUUUUUUUGGCCAAAAGAAAAAAAUCCUACCACCUUGGAAUGAACUUCUCCUUUUAUAAACGUUGACUUGUUUUGUAUUUCUCGUUUUCUUGGUUCUUUCUUUCAGUUGUCCUUACUGCCAAACUCAGCAGGUAGCAAGUCUCAAUAUUAAAAUCAAGGUAAGCUUUUGUAAACAAAUGGUAUUGUGCUUGGUAAAAGACAUCAACAGCGGCCAUUAAACGCAGUGCUCGGAAAAAAUCCAGGCCGGUAAUCUGGAAAGGUAGAUUUUGUUGCCGGUGCGGUAACUUACUUGUCCAAUGGAUGAGGGUCCAGGCAAGUCAACCUCUAACAAAAUCAUUAACUAAGUCCAGCACGAAGUGGCUGCGGGUGAGGGAAAUGUAAGAGCUGUUUGCCCAAAGGUACAGACUGGAAAUCAAGUUAUUUUCGAGCCCUGUAAACGCCGAUAUUGCAAUUUGUUUUUAUCACACUCCUCUUGUAUCACAGUUUUCAUUUAUGUAAAUUUGCCAUUUGUGUCUUCUGCUGCGGUAAUCUGAAUCUUCUGAAACGUUUGUAGGGGAGGAGUUUACGUAUAGAAUGCAACAACUUUGUUUUCGAACUCGUUGAAAGAAAAUGAAUCCAUGACGACAAUUUCAUUUCCUUAAUCUGAACUUUUUUUGUUGCCUUGUGCGAAGUAUAACCAAAGUUAGUGCUCUAACAACUUAAGUUAAUUGACUUUCUCUUUGCAUCUCGUUGUAGGAUUAUCGAAAUUGUUUUUCGUCUCAUCCAAGUUCCGAGUUGUCAUCCAGUAUUAACAGCUUUGGAAGCUCCGAACUGCUGCCGAAUCCCGAUGAUGAGCCGAAAUCUGGACAUCUGAGCAACUCCGUUCCUACUACGAUCGAGUCUAGUCUUCUUAUGCAGAAGCUGGCCAGUCCCUCGCGGCCACUCAGUGCUGCUAUGUCUCCUCCAGCGUCUAACCCAGUCCCUAUACGAGCGAGUCAUCAUCGAUUGCGGGGUUACAGUAUAAGUGCACCCUCAAGCGCUAAUGCUAGUCCUUCUGGGAGCCUUCACGGGAGCCCGAGGCCUGGGUCGUGGAUACAACGCACGCGCAGUAGUAAUAGUACGUGUAGCUAUGGAAGCAGCUGGUAUGGUAAGCGGAAAAUGCAAAAAUUAUUAAAUUAA